UUCUCAGCGCACGACAUUGUAUGUCAAAGCAAAGAUGGCGUUGAUUCAUGUUGUGUCAGGUGUUUAAAAUUUCUUAAAAUUAUAUCGAAGUAUGACAUUGGAUUGUGGUCGUGACACUUCAGUUAGUUAUUUAAAUCGUUUUUAGUUUUGUGAAAGAUCGUCAAUUGAAGAAAAAGUAAAGGCAUCUGUCAAGAGUCACGUGUAAUACUGUCCGAUAGUGGUAUUUUGCACUUAACCUUAGCCUUUACUUGGUAUUGUACGAUCGUCUUCAAAUUUCGUAAAAAUUAUUUGGAAAAAACGUCGAUGGUGUAUUUUUUCUUAGAGAAGAAAUCAAAAUUUUUUAUCAAUCGUUUUCCUGGCAAUACUAAUGGUAUUCUUUUAUAUCGUAUGAUAAAAGAAAGGUUUAAAACGAAUCCGUAAAGUUAAAGUUCGAAUUAUGCGCUUUUAAAGUGUGUUUACGAAAUAUUAGAUCUUUUCUGAGUUGCCAAAAAUAUUUAUUUGGAUGCUGGUAAAAUUUACACCUGGCUGAAAUGCCCAGGAUAAAAACCAAACAAGCAAGUAGCCUUUGGUUAAGGCAACGCGAAUUGGGUGUACAGUUCUCUUUGGGACAUGCUGAUCACUUUCAUAAAACUCUUUAUUCCUCUAUACAACCGGUAACUUCUUGGGAUCAUGCGUUGUCUGCAGCCGCUGCCCAUGGUGGAGUUUUUAAUCUUGAAUAUUCCCCAGAUGGCUCUCUUUUGUUGGCGGCAUGCGAGAAGAAAAGUAUUUUAAUGUUUGAUCCUCUGAGGAGAAGCUUGAUCCAUGCGAUUGAUAAUGCUCAUAACGAUUGUGUUAAUUGUGUUAGGUUUUUGGAUCAACGUAUGUUUGCAACAUGUUCAGAUGAUAGUACGGUAGCUCUUUGGGAUGCUAGAAACUUAAAGAAUAGAAUAAGAACUCUUCAAGGUCAUUCGAAUUGGGUGAAGAAUAUAGAGUAUAGUCCCAAAGAUAAUUUAUUACUAACCAGUGGUUUUGAUGGUAGUAUAUAUACUUGGGAUAUUAAUAGUUUCACAGAAAAUAGUAUUCUUUAUACGCGUGUGUUCCAUACAAAUGGACUGAUGCGAACUAGACUUAGUCCAGAUGCCAAUAAAAUGUUAAUAAGUACUACUUCUGGAUACCUCAUCAUUAUACACAACCUUAAGUUAAGCACUUUAACUCAGGACUUGGCAGGAUUUAGACCAAAUAUGUAUCGGUUAAUGCAAUCAUCUCAAACUACGAUACCAAAUGUGGCAAGUUUCACGCAUCUCUUUUCCCAUUCUCGUACACAUAACCGAGUAGAAUUUUUAACCGAUUUCCCUGUUGGCGAUGAUGCUGAGAUAAUAUCAAGUUUGCAAGUGCACCCUCAUGGAUGGUGUGCUUUGUCUAGGAAUGUCAGUAACGGAGAAAAAUCUGAGUGGACUUGUAUUCAUGAUAUACAAGAGCGUGAUGUAUCCAGCACAGCGGAUCAGGCGAAAGAAGGAGAGGAGACAGCACCGCAGUUUAACGAAGUGCCCGUAGAAGAGUUCGAGGAUUUUCAACAACCUCAACCUUCUCGCUCGGGUAUAACAUCUUCCUUUUUAAUAGAAAGUCCAAACAACCGCGUUAGAGUAGUUCAUACUACGUCCGAUACGAGAUCAAACGCGGCUGGAUUUUCAGAUAACGCGCAAUCAGCUAGAUCCCCGAGAAAUAAUUGGCAGUCAGUGUCUCGUAGAGCGUCACGGUCGCAAUCGAGGAAUUCGCGUUUGGACAGAAAUGCGACAAGAGCGAAUUUCGGCUCGAUUGAAGUUAGUUCUAGUUCAAGCUCGUCUGAUUCUCGUGUAAACACGGAUAGAGACAAUAGACAGGGGGAUAGGUACAUAUACGCCGCUGACAUUUAUGCGGCUGAUGAGAGCAUACUGGAAGAAGGUUCUGGUGAUCAAGAAAGAGAGUCAGGACAGGAAUACAGGCCGAGACCAAAUGUUCACCUUAACUACUUAAGACCACGCAAUAUAAUCGAAAAUUUUCCUAGCGGUAAUAUAGAGUUACAUGUAAGUACGACUGACGUAUGGGAAGCACACGUAGCAAUUAGGGAAGCUCGGCUUAGAAGGGAGAGGGAUUGGCUUUCUAGAUCGAGUAACAAUACUGUCGUUAUUAUCGGUGAUAGAAUUAGGGUUCAGAAUCGAAAUAGGCAAGGCCAGCAAACAAUGUACGCUAUUCCGCGAAAUCGCAUGAUCCAUCAAAAUACACCUAGAUUAACGCAUUACAUAGAGGAACCUAACGUUGGUUCCGGUUAUAUAAAAGAAUUAUGUUUCUCUGCCGAUGGCCGACUAAUAUGUUCACCGUUUGGUUACGGAGUUCGUUUGCUAGGAUUUUCUGAAAAUUGUUCGGAAUUAUCUAACUGUGUUCCUCCCUACAACGAGUCUAUACAGUUGAACGAAAUAGCGAUAAACUCUAGUCACUCUGGCAUCGUAGUCUGUACAAAAUUUUCUCCAAGGCAUUGUUUGCUCGUGUCAGGCUGUCUUAGUGGAAGAAUCGUUUGGCAUCAACCAGUAGUUUAGUAAAAUUAAUGUCAACUCUUCACUAUAGUCUGCCUAGAGAACGUCUUGAUGAGAUAUAUUACUUGCCUAUAUUUUCUUCUUUUUAUUUUUCACUUUUUGUUUUCUUUCUUUUUAAUGAGGUGAAUAUCGGGAAAUACGAAGAUUUUUUUAAAUAUACAGUUUUUGAUACAUUUUAUUUUUUAGCGUGUUUUGUUAUAGAUAUGAGGUUAGGAGGUUAGGAAACCCUUUGUGGCCGAGGAGUAUUGGCGCGCGCAGUUGAGAAAAUAUACACGUUGAACAUUUGCGUUGUUCAUUGUUGAGGCUUGUAUUUUCUUUAAUAUUUAGUUCAUCAUCACUGUUACUAUCGCUAGAAAUAUUGAAACGUUUGAGUCGUUGAACGAAGUUCGUUUCCGUUGUCUAAAGCUCUGUCGUCGUCUUCUAUCUUAUCAGAUUUAAAAUAAUAUUCAUCAUUACUACUAUUACUAUCGAACAUGUCCUUUCCUAUACAUGCCUUUUAGGCAUCGUAUAUAAGAUACUAUAAACAAUAUAUAAAAUAUAAAAAAAGCUAGCUGAUUCGCCUGGUAAUGCCAUUGAAAUCUGAAAUUCGUUGUAACUCGACCAUCAUCCUACAUCGUGAGUUUACGUUAAACGGAAAAUAGGAUUUCUAAAGAUCUAUAAUUUUCUUUCAUUAAAAACAUAGUACUGUUUUUGUACUGCAAUACGCAUGCGUAAAUACGCAUAAGAUUAUGCGUAUAAAAAAAAAUAGACGUACGCCAGAAAUCUCAAAAUAAGUGUCUGGAACUGUGAACAAAUUCGGGUAACUAUAUGCCGAUAUGCGCCCACAACGGUAAAAAGACUUGGGUAGCUAUUUGCCGACACUCGUCCGCAAAGGGUUUCAAGCUAAUUAUUUGCACGUAGCGCUUUUUACUCAAAACGCGAUAAACGUGGUCAAAUAUGAGUUAUUUUAUAUUGGAAUUAUCUCUCGCUAGUGAUUUAAAAAGAAAACAGUCAUGACGUUAUUUUAAGUACCGUUCAAUAAAAUCAAUUAAUUCAUCUUGUAUAUUUAGAAAACUGAUUACUGAAACAUAGUAUUUUUACUAACAGACGUAUAUUUCUAUUGAAAAAUUUUAAUAUCUUAAUAAGUCUACGGCAGAGUACUUUUCGUAUUAUAUCGCCAGAGAAAACGUAGGAGCAAGAAUGCAGAAAACAUUCCAUCAACUGAUCUGUAUAUUACACACUUUCGUAGAAUAUUGGCGAUUGCAUUGCCAUUUGCAACUGAAUAUACAUUUUGCAUUUGUACGUCUUGUUUGGCAAUAAUCGAAGGAAUGAUUGCGGUUUGCGAUCAAUUUCUGAAUCAUUGGCAAUAGUGAUCUAGGAUCUAAGGACAGGAAAAGAGGUAAUAUGUACCAUAGAAUGAAAUUAUUGUGCAAGAAAAUCAACCUCGCUAAAAUACGUAAAUACAACGCUGAAUAUGUAACGUUGGCGUUACCGUUAGUAUUAAAUUAUUUAGCUGCGUAUUGCGUGACUAUUAAUAAGUACCCGAAAUUUCAACUAAUCAUGAGAUAAUUAUUAAAAUUGGUGUUGCUGUUUACCGAGAGAAACGAUGCCUUCUCUCGACUGUCGUCGAAACGAAAACCACGCUGUUAAUCAACACGACUUCAAUUCUGAAUAAACAACUCGAUCAAUUUUCAAGUUGAAUAAUGUAGAAAAACAAAGAAAAGAAAUGGCGUUGCUCGUAACUUCAAAGCGAACGCGAAUAUACGGAUUGUACUAAUGAACAAAUAUUUGUAAUUUAUUUGAGCCAUGUCUUUGACUAUAUAUUCAUAUACGAAGUUUAAGCGUAUUUAGAUCGAUUGUAGAAUCGAAAUGGAUAUCGCUUUUAUCGUAAACUCUGUGUUCCAUGGAACAUCUUAUGCUCGUACUGUUAAGUAGAAAACAAAUCGUGUACCAUAUGUAAAUACAUUGUCAAUUUAGGUAAAUAAUAACAAUAUAAAUGUAAUAACCAAAUACGAUAUGGUUUAUGUUCGUAAGCGUCGUAUUACUUUUAAGGUUAGAGUGAAUGAAACUAAUGUUUGGAAGAAGCAGUCUGUAAAUGCUCGAAAUCGUGAAGUUCGUCAAUUUUGGUAAGUUAGAUAUAUCUGUAGUCAUAUUCAUGUUUCUACGAGAAAAUUUCAAUUCGUUGAACAAAAAGUGGAACAUAUAAUAUAAAUUAUAAUAUAAGUAUAAAUUGAAAUAUAAUUCGACAUAGAAUCAAAUGGAUAUGUACAUGAAAUUAAGGGUUAUAUUAAUUUCAACAAAACAAUGUUAGAAAUUAUUCACUCGUUAGUUUCUUUCGAAUUUUAUGGAAAUUAUUCACUAGUUUCUUUCGAGUUUUGCCCGCGAAUUGUACGAUAAACGGGGCAAAUUAUUUCGCGUGCCAUUGAUGGUUACUUAAAUUGGAUGUGGAUUUUUGAUGAUAUGCAGACUGUGAGUGCAAAUGCAGGUUUCUCAACAAUCUUCCCUUUCAUCGGAAAAACGUGCAAAUUGUAUUUUUGCUUAUCGCGUAUCCACUUGACGAUUAUUUUCGAAUAAUCCGACUGAUCGUGGCCUGCACGCUCUUUAUACAUAUUAUAACUAUACGAUCGUGUAUAAUUGUUAAUGUGCUCAUUGUUUUUGUAAGAUUUGUUUGUUUUCUUUUUCUAUAUAAUAAAAUGUUGCUUAAUGUCUUUCGUC
Bombus pascuorum is the source of this 5243-nucleotide messenger RNA. Its product is annotated as DDB1- and CUL4-associated factor 10. The record is from RefSeq and is a predicted model, not a curated record. The transcript is spliced from 5 exons. Gene Ontology annotation, cellular component: Cul4-RING E3 ubiquitin ligase complex. NCBI's taxonomy places the organism in Eukaryota, Metazoa, Arthropoda, Insecta, Hymenoptera, Apidae. Bases 531 to 2552 code for a protein of 673 amino acids. Gene Ontology annotation, molecular function: protein binding.